UGACGCAGCCCGGCUGACGUCACGCAGGCGGGUUGUCAGUGGUGCUUGAAGCUGCUGUCAGCCUCCAUUCCCGCGGACAGCCUCAGCAGCAGCGCAAGAUCAUCAUCAUCAGCAGCAGCAGCAGGACCCUCAGUAGAAGCGCAAGAUCGUCAGCAGCAGAAGCAGGACCCUCAGCAUGGCAGCGGAGGAGCUCGCACACAAGCUGCAGUCGCGGCUGGUGGUCACGCAGGAGGAUGCGGAGCCGAGGCCGGAGCCCGCACUCAGCCCGCAACGAUCCAGACCGCAGGAGCCCGAUGCUGCCUGCGGGGAAUCCGCCUCCGAGCUGUCCGCCAUACUGAACCGCAGGCUGGACAUCAACCAGGGAAACGCCGCUCCACGACCGAGCCGAGUGUUCAACCCGUACACCGAAUUCAAGGAGUUCUCCCGCAAACAGAUCAAGGACAUGGAGGCGAUGUUCAAGCGGUACGACACAGGUAAAGACGGCUUCAUCGACCUGAUGGAGCUGAAGCUGAUGAUGGAGAAACUCGGAGCUCCUCAGACUCACCUGGGUCUGAAGAACAUGAUCAAAGAGGUCGACGAAGACUUCGACGGGAAGCUGAGCUUCAGGGAGUUCCUGCUGAUCUUCAGGCGAGCGGCGGCCGGAGAGCUGCAGGAGGAGAGUGGCCUGAUGGCUCUGGCUCGUCUGUCAGAGAUCAACGUCUCCACAGAGGGAGUGAUGGGAGCCAAAGACUUCUUUGAAGCAAAGAUGAAGGUUGCAGCUGCAGGCAGUAUGUUUGAGGCGGAGAUCCGAGAGGAGAAAGAAGAACAAAAGAGACAGGAAGUGGAGAAGAAACAAAGACAAGCUGCAUUCAAGCAGCUGCAGUCAACCUUCUGCUCGUGACCUGACACCAGAGUCCAAGUCCUGCCCUGACCUGCACAGUCAGUGUUAGAGAGACCAGAACUCAAGUCCCGCCCUGACCUGCACAGUCAGUGUUAGAGAGGUUUAGCUUCACUUUUUUUAACCCCUGAAAUCACUCCCAGUGCAGCACUUUAUAACCAGAGAUUAUAGAAUACAGCACAUGUACGGUUCAUUCAUUCCAGAUGUUCUGCAGCUGCUGCACAGAAAACAAAACACACCUUUAAAUAUGCAGUGUUUCAAAUUCAUAAAAGUAUCAUCGAUUUAUUCUGUUCUAUUCUUUUUGUUUCUCUAAAAGAGUUUUCAGCACAAGGGAAACGUCUCGUGACGUGAACUUUUAGUCGGAUAUUUGUGAAGCUUUUUGAACAUUCUGUGUCGCUUUGUUUGAUUCUCACCUCGUUACAGUGAUCUCAACAUGAGCGUCUUCUCUGCUACCUGCAAUGUGAUGAGAUAUUGUAAAAUAAGAAAACAGCAUGAAGAGCUGUUGUAAUAUUUACAAUAUAAAGUACUUAUAUGACUCGAUGUUCAAGCCUCAUGUAGUUCAGCAGCUUCAGAUUUAAAGAGUCUGCUGCAGCCUCAGAUUUAAAGAGUCUGCAGCAGCUUCAGAUUUAAACAGUCUGCAGCACAUUCAGAUUUUAAGAUUCUGCAGCAGCCUCAGAUGUAUAGAGUCUGUAGCAGCUUCAGAUCUAAAGAGUCUGCUGCAGCCUCAGAUUUAAAGAGUCUGCAGGAGCUUCAGAUUUAAACAGUCUGCAGGAGCUUCAGAUUUAAAGAGUCUGCAGCAGCCUCAGAUUUAAAGAGUCUGCAGCUGCUUUAGAUUUUAAGAAGUGAACUUCAGUUUGCGUUUUAAUAUAUGUUAUUUUGAAGGCAUACAGAGAUGUAAUUGUUUUACUGAUCACUGGAAUUUUUGAGUGUCACAUCUCUUAUAAAUCCUAUGGCGCUGUUACCACCAACUCUCAGCAGACGUUAAUUUUUUCACUCUAACUGUAUGUGGCUGGUAGCGCCCUCUGUUUGUGAGUUAGACUCUUUUUACAAUGAGGCUGAUCUACAGAGAAAGAGACAAUUGUUUCUCAAAUGACUGAAUAAUAAACACAGACACACUGUUUGCUCUGCAGCGCAGUUAGGGGAACAUUUAACUCUUUGCAUGUGGUGAAUUUGACAGUGUCAUUUAAACUCCUUAUCACAGGUUGAGCUAAGGGUCUGAAUCAAUCCUUAUGUGAAUCAGACCCUCAGCAGAAACAGGUCAUCAGUGUCCACCUUGUCCGCUUUGUUGUCUUGUUGUUGGUGGUGAGGACUACAGGUCUGAUAUUGAUCCUAAAUCUUUGUAAAGAUCAACACUACAUGCUGAACUCUGUUCUAAUCUUUAUUUUUUAUAGAAACUUUAUUUUAACACUGUGAACACAUAAGAACUUACAACCUACAGCCGGAUGUUUGGCUUCUUUAAGUGUCUUUGGAUUUAGGACUUAGUGUGACGUGGACACUACAUACUUUGACCACAGGGGGUGCCAUAAUCCACAAUUACUGAUAGAUUCUACUGAACAGCGGGUUCCUUAUUUGAGAUUAUUUCAUGUUUGAUAUUAAAAUUAUUUGUUGGAAUAUUUUCGGGGGAAACUACAUUAGGGGUUAUAUAAUGUAUAACUCUACUUGGUCUAUAAUGUCACUAUGAAUGACAUCUGCAGGGUCAACAUCCAGGACCAACCAAAACUAAGAACGAUAACCCUGAUUACCACGAUACAUGUAGCAUUUUGUUUUAGUGAAACACGACGGACAGACAGACAGACAGACAGACAGGCAGGCAGACACACAGAGAGGUAGAGAGACAGGCAGGCAGGCAGACAGACAAACAGACAGACAGACAGAGAGGUAGACAGACAGACAGACAGACAGACAGACAGCUCUGAAGGAGUUGAGACAGGGAUGUAGUCCUCUCUCCUCAGUUAGAAAACAUUCUCGUCACUGUGAGUGCUAGUUUUAUUAUUGGUCAAUGUUACUGGAUGUUAGAGGAACAGUACCACAAAUAUACACACAUCCACUUUUUCAUAAAGGCUGAAAUAAAUGUUUAAAUAUGACCAGAAUCUGCUCAAUCAUUCAUCUGAUUGCGUCCAGGGUCAGAGCCUGACAGGAGAGUCCUCCAGCACUUAAUUUCUCUGUAUCUUCGGCCCUUUAUUUACUCAGUAUAUUCAGUAUCCAGCCAAUUAUUUACUCUGUAUCUUCAGUAUCAGGCCCAUUAUUUACUCUGUAUCUUCAGUGUCCGUCCCAUUAUCAUUAUUUACUCUGUAUCUUCAGUAUCCGGCCCAUUAUUUACUCUGUAUCUUCAUUACCUGGCCCAUUAUUUUCUUUGUAUCUUAGUGUCUGUCCCAUUAUCAUUAUUUACUCUGUAUCUUCAGUAUCCGGCCCAUUAUUUACUCUGUAUCUUCAUUACCUGGCCCAUUAUUUUCUUUGUAUCGUCAGUGUCCGUCCCAUUAUCAUUAUUGACUCUGUAUCUUCAUUACCCGGCCCAUUAUUUACUCUGUAUCUGAUGUAUCCAGCCCAUUAUUUACUCUGUAUCUUCAGUGUCCGUCCCUUUACCAUUAUUUACUCUGUAUUUUCAGUAUCCGGCUCAUUAUUUACUCUGUAUCUUCAUGUUUUUCAGUUGUAGCAUGUUCCAGGUGUCAUAUAAGAAAUCUACUGUACGUAUAACACGUAACUAUUUGUUGUGGAAAUGGACAAUGUAUUUUUUCAUGAAUAAAAUAGUAUAUAUAUUGUUAUUUGUUUUAGCAGAGAUUUAUAAGUUGCCAAAUAUAAAGACAAAGUCAUUGAGAUAUAUUUUUGGGCACUUGUAAAGAUGUUGUGUUGUUAUAAACCCCGUCAGGAUGGAAACGUUUGACUUGAUUGCAAUAAUGAACAAAUUAAAAUGAUGUUAAAAAAAUA
Messenger RNA from Labrus bergylta (ballan wrasse), 3802 nucleotides. RefSeq names its product EF-hand domain family, member D1 (gene efhd1). Lineage: Eukaryota; Metazoa; Chordata; Actinopteri; Labriformes; Labridae. The record is from RefSeq and is a predicted model, not a curated record. Gene Ontology annotation, molecular function: calcium ion binding.